AUGAAGUCACUUGGCGGAAAUGUGGUUCUCACGGGAGAGGUUGUAAAAAAAGAAAUCGUUCAAGCUGCAGAUGAAUCCAAAACCCAAGUCGAGAGGUUAUUGAAAGAGUAGAUGGUUUGGAAAUGAAUCUAAAUGCUCAGCGUACGUACUAUUCACUUGCAGAAUCUGGUUAUCACAUUCGAUGGCUGGACAUCCAAGUGCUCGGAUUUGCAUGUGUUUGCGGCUUUCGUGAUCUUUGUCAAUAAUGAUUUUGAAAGAGAGAUCCGAGUAUUUCAAUGAUAUUGUUUCCAUUAGAACAUUGAUGUGUCAGCACCUAAACGGAAAGGCUACAGCUGAAUCUAUUUCGAGCUUGCUGUGCGGAAUACUUGAGGGAGUGAGUGUGCCUUCCUACCAAAUAUCCAGAGCAGUCACUGACGCCGGAACCAACGUAUUAGCCGCGCGCGUGCAGAACACAGAAGUGGACCCUGUGAGUAUUCAACCAAGCGUCUCGUAAAAAUGAGAACUUUCCAAGACGCCCUGCUUGUGCCACAGACUGUCUUUCUUUGUUUCAAGGACGUUUUUGCAGGCGCCACGGCGCGGCUUUUGCGACGUUCACCAAACGUAUGAUCCCGAGUCUGUGCAUUUUGGCACGCCGGUGUUGCUCUGCGUACAGUGCAUUUUAUGUUCCGCGCAAAAUUCUUUUUUUUAGUUUUUGAUGAAUUUUCUCCAAAUAUUCAUCUCUUUAAAGCGUUUUUCUCUACUUUCUACCUCAAUUCGACCUUUUUACAGAUUCCAAAUCAAAAAAUAGCUAAGAGAAACUCGACGUGAAGAAGAGAAACGCGUAAAUCAGUGAAAGUAAGGUUUCAUUCAGAAAAUGCACGAUUUCUCAAAAAACGUCUCUAGAUGUUCUCGUUUUUUUGGUUUAAAAAGUUCACUCACAUCACUUAUAACGUUUUCGAACCAAAAAGAAAUAGCGUGACAGGUGGUUUUUGCGGAAACAACCGAUCGUUUGCCGGAAAACAGUGAAAUUUCGUUGAAAAAAAGAUUUCUCAAAAAACGUCUCUAGAUGCAUCUGCCGGGCCAAUCGAGAUCUACGGCAAACUGUCGGUGACGCGCGGAGAUGCGGAAAUGGUGAGUUUUCUUUACUAGAAAUCAUGAAAAUAUUGAUUUUUCAGCGUUCGAAUCGGCGUGAUGGACUGGAAUAAGUGAGGAAACUUCCGUUCGAGAGUGCUCGCCACGUCGAUAGCUGCCUCCUCCGGCACAGAGCACAUCCGCGACGUCGUCAUUUAGAAGAGAGACAGUGCGAAUGCGGAAGACCGCGCUGCUGAAUGCGACAGAAAUAGCGGAGAUGGAGGACGUCGUCGCCGAAGAGUACGUCGGAAAGCGGGGUGACCGUUUGAGAGUACAUUGAUUUACCCCCCGAGAGUAUUGUUGUUAUUUUCAGGUCCAGAAAUCUCACACGGCGACCCAAUUGAAGCGGAUAUUCGGCACGCCAUCAUUGCACAGUAACAGCAGGCAGCGGUGAUGGGGCAUCCCCCGAGGAGGAAACCAUGAAGACGUGGAUUGCGAAGAAAUUAAUAAAACCGACCAGGGCAACCAGGGCAACCGAACUGCUCGAAAUUCGUCCGUGACGUUAUUGGAGAUUUGCAGAAGAAGGGACUCCACAAAACUGAGCUUUCCGCCGAAGAAGCCUUCGUUCUUUACAAUUCCGGUCACUUCACCCGCCGCUCUUACACUCUGAUCAGAAAGUUCUUCCGGAACGCCGGAGUUCCCGACCCCUUCCCUUCCCUGAAUGUCAUCAAGGAAAUGGAAGGCAAGGCAGUGUCUUCCGAUGAUUUCCGCGUAUUCACUGUACAAAGACAGAACAAAAAGGGAGAAAUGAAGGACGUAACAGUAUCUCACAUUGUCAACAUUCGAAACUAUUUGAACAAGCAUCUUAGUUUACUGGCGGAGGGUGGAAAACUGUUGUUCGAUGGCACCACCAAGGAUGAGAUCUGGCUCGGGCUGAUUGGUACGAAAUGAACUGAAAAGGGAGCGGGGAAUGAAUUCUUCAGGCGACAAAGGAUCAGAAGAGUUCAAAUUGGCCCUUGCAAUUGGCAACAUCAGUUGCCCGAAUUCUCACGUCAACCAAAUUCCAAUCGCCGUCUUCAAUGACGAUGAAAGCGCUGAAGCCAUCCUUUUUCAUCUGCAGGACCUCCUGAAAGAGCUGAACGAUCUGACAUCGGUCACGAUCGAUACGAAAAGGGGGAGCCGAACGAUUGCAGUACGUCAAUACCUGGUUGGCGAUAUGAAGUUCCUUCAAGACAUGCUCGGACACCACGGCCAUCAGUGCACUUACGGAUGUGCGCUGUGUUAUUUCAAAGGAAAACCAACAGUUGGUGAAUAUGUCCGUGGACAGAAUUACGGGAUGCGAACGGAAGCGGGGUACGAGAGGGACAGUAAAAAAGGGACUCCUAAAGAUCGGAAGGGAGUGAAACCGAACUGGAAGUUCGUGUUCAAGUUCAUCCGUUUGCUGCGUGUAGUCCCCCAGCCUUCACACGAUCAUGGGAUCCGCACAGCACUAUGGGUUCGACUAUCUGCUGUCCUACGCCAAUUCCUUGGACAACGACACUAAAUUCGCGGUGGAAUCGACCAAGAUGAAGACGGAAAGAAAGGCGAAAGGGGAAAUUGAUCGAAUGUCGUCUGUAGUGCAAACAAUGGCUGAUCACCUAGAAUGUCUGGAGUCUGCUCGGCCGGCUGUCCAAUCCUGUACGUCCAGAUAUGUGAAUACGGUGGCAACUCCGUCAUGCCGCCGUUUAUUCUCGCUGACAACGGAUUCGGCCUGUCCAAGCACGUGAUGCAGCCAUAUGAGACCACAAUCGUACUACGGAGAACAUGGACUUCAUUGAUAAGAUUUGCGGAACGCGCGUCAAGAUUGAGAAUCUGUUUGGGAUUCUGACUACAAAGUUCCGCGUCUUCCGUCGCGCUCUCAAUCUCUGCCCUGCGUCUUCUCAAGGUCUUAUUUUAGCUCUUAGUGUGAUCCAUAACCUCACAGUACCGAAACGUGAGGCUGUUCAGUUCGAUUAUGAAACACCCAUUCUCAUCGAUCCGUACAAAACUGCGGAAGACCAGCGUACCGCCCUUAAGAAAUAUCUGAAGACUAUUGAACAAUAA
Caenorhabditis sp. 36 PRJEB53466 is the source of this 3132-nucleotide messenger RNA. Lineage: Eukaryota; Metazoa; Nematoda; Chromadorea; Rhabditida; Rhabditidae. The record is from the annotation of a GenBank genome assembly.